Molecule: messenger RNA, 954 nt
Organism: Babesia sp. Xinjiang
Lineage: Eukaryota; Apicomplexa; Aconoidasida; Piroplasmida; Babesiidae
Product: Tubulin-folding cofactor C
Exons: 6
Coding region: 1-954 (317 amino acids)
Biological process (GO): tubulin complex assembly; post-chaperonin tubulin folding pathway
Cellular component (GO): cytoplasm
Source: RefSeq, a predicted model, not a curated record
AUGUCGACGCUCGAAGACUCCAGGGAAAGCCUAGCUGAGGCAGAGGCGCUAUACGAAAGUGCUCGUUCUUGCCGUUCAGCAGAAGAAGCUGCUAAAAUAAAAGGCAAACUGAUUAUAAGACUGCAAGAUUAUGUCUCAAUGACGAAUUCUUACAGCCCUGCGGUAUAUAAGGUAUUGCAGAACGCCGUUAAGUUACUGGAGAGCCAUGAACGGGCAGCAUCCGUCCGCCCCUCAUUUCGCUUUAAAUCUGUACAGACCAGAGAACCUCCCAAGGCGGAGGUUACUCAGGUAUCAGUACAACCCCCAACUGCUGAAGCAAAAAAGCCUGCUGACAAUCAUACUUGCGAUAGUGGUGUCCGGUUGCAAGACGGUACCCUUUACAUAUGCAAACUCAAAGGUUUAGACAUCGUCCGGAGCAAAGACGAACUGGUUAAUGUGGGAAGGGUUAUACUAAAGGACCUGGAUGGAUGCCGUGUGGUACUGCUUGGUGUGGUCGAGACUGUUUAUAUUUCUAACUUGAAAAAUAGUUUGGCAUGGAUCGGGAUUUCACGUGGAUCUGUGAUAUCAGAAUCGCUCAUAAACUCCAAAAUAAUAUCUUGCUGUCGACAGUUGCGCAUAGCAGACUCAAUGAUGACCAAGUUUCUUAUAGACGCCGUCACGCCGCCUAUCAUAGAACGGAGCAGCGAUAUAUCGUUUGCAAGGAACCACAUCCGCUACGAUGGGCAGAUGGAGCAACUAGAGAGCUCUGGAUUAAAAGAUCUGCUGCUUUCAGGUGUUCCUACCGCUAUAGACUUUAGUUGGCACCAUGCCAGCCCGUCGCCAAAUUGGACUGCGGAACAGGAGCGGACACCGCUGACGGUGUCAACAGAUACGCUCGACUGCCCUGCUGGGGAACCAACAGGCAACACUGUCACUUUUACAAGCGAUUCAUGGGACAUUUUGCAAUUUAAAUAA